Molecule: messenger RNA, 4259 nt
Organism: Aspergillus melleus
Lineage: Eukaryota; Fungi; Ascomycota; Eurotiomycetes; Eurotiales; Aspergillaceae
Gene: RAD53
Product: serine/threonine-protein kinase
Exons: 4
Coding region: 893-3943 (1016 amino acids)
Biological process (GO): autophagy; peptidyl-serine phosphorylation
Cellular component (GO): cytoplasm
Molecular function (GO): ATP binding; protein binding; protein serine/threonine kinase activity
Source: RefSeq, a predicted model, not a curated record
CCUUGCUUCUGCCUGAGGCUGCCAGGCGACCUUCAAAUUAAUAACGCGGAACUUCGAUGUUCGGUUCAGCCUCGCUGCUUGUUUCUCGGACGACGCUUCCUCCCAGACUUGUCCGUCUUUCGAGCCCGUCCACCGUUGCCGGCUUCCCCCGUCAAACAGGUCCUAUUGCAGCAAUUGUAUUCCCUGAUUGUGCAGUGGAUGGUUGAUGGGGAGUUCGCCAACUGUACAUAGCUAUUAUUUCAACCCUCGUUAGGCCAAAGCUCCUUUCCUUUUGUCGCUCCUUGUUUCGAUAGUCUCGUCCCAUGACACCACGUGCCGUAUUUUUUUGAUUAAGGGUUGGCCAUCAGAAGUAGGGGUGGCCCAGCCGUCGAGUGUACUUUUACAAUCCUGGUUGUACUCGAAGCCGCAGCACAACAUAUAGGACUCCCGCAUUGGAAUUUCCUUUUCUUUUGACGAUUCUUGGGCUGGCUCUUUGGCUUAAUAUAAACCUUUUCCUCCUUUGGGUUAUAGCACUUGCACAUAAGCGAAUUCCUCGUCGAGUAUUCACUACUAGGCGCCCGUCAAACCAUCCCACUUGGCUGCUGCAGCCUGCAGUUGGUUUUUUCAUCCUUAUCGAUUCUUAUUCAAAGGUAAAGCUGCCAUCUGAUCCUAUCACGGGUGCUGGCUGAGUACCAUGGUAAGACAACUGACCGUCGCACAGGCUCAUACGUGAUAUGGAGACAGCUUGACGAUCGCGUUGAUUAUUCCGCCGUUUCUUUGCCUUUCCAUAUAUCUUCUAUCGGCACCCUGUUAGGCAUAGAGGGGCACUCCUCUUGCUGCUAUCUAUUAUAUUGUCUCUGGUUUGUGAGGGUAGAUAGUCUUGGUCGGUUCAUUCCAUCACUGCUCGUUCCCAAUGGAGGCGACCCAAGAAUCCACCCAGCCAUGCACGGACCCACGUCGCAUGGGCUACAACAAUUCGGGCCUACAUGAACAGGACUUGUCAGACACGAUCUGCAUCCUGCAUCCCAGCUCGCCUGCGGCCCACCAGGCAGUGGCAGCCACUGCCGAUAUUUGUCCCCAGCAUAUCCUACAAAAAGAUGACCUCGAAUACGAGACUGUGGACAUCGCGACCUUCGACAUUGCUCUCAGACUAUCGUCGAAUGUUCGUGACCUGACUCAAGGAUUUGUUUUUGGGCGGAACAGAGCUCGCUGCGACCUUCUGCUUGCUGCCGACCCCAACUCGAAACGUAUCUCUAACCUGCACUUUCGCGUUCACAUCACGGAAAAUGGGAUAGUCAUGCUCGAGGACCUCUCGACAAACGGCACGAUUGUCGACAAUUGCCGCCUCCGAAAGAGUCAAAAGGACAACAGCCGGAUGCUGACCAACGGCUCUGUCAUUCAAGUUAUGAAUGGCGAUCAGGCUUCGGAGGAGGUCAGGUUCGUGGUCCGCUUGCCGUCUAGAGAAGGGUUCUCCAUGCGGUACACAGAGAAUCUGCUUCGCUACUUUGAGCGAAUCCAAAAACAUCAGACAGGCGUCGUGGCGGCGAAACCUCGACAAGCUUCAGUUCAGCCCGUCCUGCAAUGGGCGUCCGGCCCUAAUACAUAUGGAAUGCACUGGUCGGGUGGGUCAACGUACAACGUUACUGGUCAAAUCGGCAAAGGCGCCUUCGCAACAGUGUACAAACUCGCCACGAAACAACAUGGAGCUGUGUACGCGGCGAAGGAACUCGACAAGCGUCGGUUCAUGAAGAACGGUAUCCUUGAUCACAAAGUUGACAACGAGAUGAAGAUUAUGAAAGAUCUCAAACAUCCCAACAUUGUACAAUAUAUCGACCACCAUGAGCAUGACAGGUGGAUCUAUAUCAUUAUGGAGUAUGUUCCUGGUGGGGAGCUUUCUACCUACCUGCAAUCUAGUGGCAAAAUUCACGAAGACAUGGUCAAGGUCAUCGCUCGCCAAAUGCUUCACGCGCUGCAGUAUCUCCACAAGCGCAAAAUUACGCAUAGGGAUAUCAAGCCCGACAACAUUUUGAUCUCGUCUCUAGAUCCGCUAAGGGUGAAGUUGUCAGACUUUGGCCUCUCGAAGGUGGUCCAGGAGGAAACGUUUCUAAAAACCUUCUGUGGUACCUUGCUUUACUGUGCUCCUGAGGUUUACCCGGAGUACGAGCACUAUCGCCGCGGUGAAGUCCGGAAGAGACGCAGACUAGGUGACCCACCUCCGAAAACAUCUCCCUAUGACCAAUCCGUCGACAUGUGGUCUUUCGGUGCCGUUCUCUACCAUGUACUUGCUGGGACUCCCCCGUACAUUGGACGAGGCGAUGACAGAGGGGCUCAGAUGCUGCGAAAUAUCAUGACUUCCGAGGCAGACUUUGAUCUAUUGCUCAAGGAAGACGUGUCAGUGGCUGGCGUUGAUUUUGUUGCCCGGCUCCUGAACCGCGUCCCUCAGGAUCGUCCGAAAGAGCGGGAAUGCUUUCAGCACAGAUGGAUUGCCGAUGUUCCGGACGUGGAUGAAUAUGAAGAUGAUGAUGGCCAGUAUAGCGGUGCCGAGAUGUUGUCUGACAUCGGUGAAGAUUUGGAAGACGAGCUAGACGCAUCACAACUCUCCAUCCACGACGACGAGGAUGCGGAAGAUCCCGAGGAAGAAGAUGGAGAUCUGGCGCAAUCGAAGCGGCCGAGAAUCGAAGAGCCUUCGACGGAUAUCCGCUACCCAUCUCUCCCAAACAUCGAAAGCGUCAAGGAACCUCAGGCAGGGGAUGAUUCCACCCCUCGUCGCCUGUUUGGAGAGAUUAACCGUUCUGCACUGCAGAGCUCGCAUGCGUUGGGGGCCGACCCCGCCGACUUCGAAGGCGACGACAACUUCAGCAUCCAUGAUUUUAUUUCUUCAGCCGGUGAGUCGAUAAUCAGCGACGGCAAGAGCCUCAAUUCCGUCCUAUCCCUCCCGGAUAACCCCAUUGCCGGAUCCGCACCAAGCUUGAUGGGAGCUGAGAAUCUCGUUGGGCAGCUGAACAUGAAUUCCACGUGGCACCCUGGAACAUCAACCAACCGUCCCCCAGCCGUCGGGGCACCGGCGCAGCCAGCCAGUAACCGGCCCAUUGCCAAUGACGUCUCGGAGGCACCCGGAUUUGCUGGUGAGGGCGACGAUACCCCCAAGGCGUCUAAAUUCAGCCGGCGCAUUGAGCUACCCAUCCCUGACACGGCUAGUGAGCGUUCAAGUCCCGAAACCGUCGCACAGAACACCAAGGGCAGCCCUGGCGGAUCUCAGUCGGCCUCGGAUGAGAUUUUCGACAUCGAAUUGACCAAUACGAUAGAUGCACAAACUGGACAACAACUCCCUGAUUUGCAAGAGCGAAAAGAUCGCGAUCCUUCCUCUGAGCCCAUCCCCGAACAUGCAUUAACCGGCAUCCCUCGUGUGAUUAUCCAGCCGCACCAGGAGCGACCUCUCCUAGGGAAACUCACGAGUCUACCCGGCUCGAUCUUCGACCUAACGAUUCGCCUGGAAGAUCGGAUGACUUCCUGGGGCCGUGGGCCCCAAGCCACGGUCUGUCACCCAGACCCCAUGGACACGCGGAUCCCUGCCUACGCCUUAGAAGUCACAUUCUGGGCUCCAGCUAUCGAGAACCGCAUCGCGGCCGGACAAGCCUGGACCACCGUUCCUAACGUGAUGGCGAUCCUUUCUACCAAGACCCGCAAAUGUAUCUGGGUGAACGGCACGGAGCUCCGUCGGGGAUCGGAGGGGAACAGCGGCCGAGAGGCGUUCAAUUUUGGCAAGCUGUACACGGGCGAUGUCAUUACUAUUUAUCAGCACCGCAAUAAGUUUCUAAGGUUUGAAUGUGAAUUCUACCACGGGGACAGCGCCUGUCGCCGGCCCGACAACGAAAGGGGGUUUACCGUGCGCAAGGUCCUGAUGCCGAAGGAAGUGGCCACGAAUCAGCAACCGGGAAGAAAAGACCGCAAUGAAAAGAAGUAGCCAACCGAAGGUGAAGUGUGACGACGACGUACGACAUAAUUAUUUUGAUUACUGUUGAUGUAUCCCGGGUAGGGGGUUUUGGGUUAGGCAUGUGUUUUUAUCUGCAUCUCUGCUCCUGGACUUGGAGUUUUGUUGCGAGACGGGUUCACUAAAGGUUACAUACGGCAUCAUGGCGAUGAUAUGAUUUUGGAAGGACUGGUUCAGUAGGGGGAGAAAACCUGAGGAGCCCAAGAAAAAAAAAGAAAAGAACAGACAUACAUAGCAUAAGUUUGAUACCAAUAGUCAGCGACAAUACAUCAAUAUUCUUGAAUUCCUA